AAUAUUUUUAAAAUACAUAAGAGGCGGUUAUAUAUUCAGGAAAAGAAUAUUAUUAUCAUGACGUACAUAUCUGUGACUGCUCUUGUUACCAUGGCUACCUCCGCCAUUCACAUAGGAACUUCACAUCGCUACCACAAUGAAUGCAAUUAUUCGGAAUGUAUGUCAGCAAGAAACAGUUACAUUGUACCCGUUCUUUGGGUGCGCUCAGGCCCUUGAUGGUGGAUUCGAAUUCAAGAUUCUUACUGAUUAUUUAUGUUUUUGUUUCUUUUGUUUGUUUGUUUGUUGUUUAACCGCCGCACACAGCAAUAUGAUAUCAGGGGAUCGCUGAAAGGUGAUCGUAUCCUGUCCCACCGGUGGUAAAAAACACAUAUUUGUUGACCCAGCAUAUCAAUGUCUGAAAAAGUCAUUCUUCUUGACACAGAUGUUGAACAAAGCUCAUGACACAAUCACCCGACAAAUGAAUGUUCUUUGUAUCCUGCCCGGUAACGCAACAGAGCCUCCUCCAGAGGAUCACAAUCUGUAAACGUCUGAACGCCAACGUUGAUGUCCUGCAGUUAAAUUAAACAUUUGAAAUAACAUCGCGUCGACCUCUGUUCUCCUUUAUCAAUGCCUUUGACAUUCAAGAUAAACUAUAAUAAAUGCGCGAUUUCGACUACGCUGUCUCUCUCGCCCGUGUCCUUGAGACGGGGCUGACACGUUUAUAUCUGUGUACUUAAGGUCUCUAUAUUGUAUUUUAGUAUGAGGAAGUGUGACCGCGGUGAGUAGAUUUAAGAUAACUCCUUAACUGUGUUCUUCUUGGAAAAUGUGACAGCGUUCCUUCCAGCUUUGUAGUCAACAUGGAUUUACCACACAGGCAUAAAGACUUCUCCUUCGUUAACCGGAAACACCACACUUCCUGUCUUGCCGGAAGUGAAGCAACUGAAUUGACCCUUGACCUCCCAAAGCAUACCCCGGAUCCCUUCACGGUCCCCGCGUCAGCACGUGACGUUGUUAAGGUCAAGGACUGCAAGAUAUCGAAGGAGAAUGUUCUGCUUCUCUGCCAGACAGCGAGAGUCUACUGUAACUCAUAUAACAAGAUGGCUACUCGGAAAAGGCUAGAUAAGAGAAUUGAAGACGUAACCUCGCGGAGAAGAGCAAAGCGCAGGGAGGCUAAACUGAUACCACUGGAGGGAUACGAGUCGUCUUCACCAAGGAGACAACCAUCACCAGGGAGACAACCAUCACCAGGGAGACAACCAUCACCAAGGAGACAACCAUCACCAAGGAGACAACCAUCACAAAGGAGACAUCCAUCACAAAACAGAUCGACGUCCCGGCCAGCGAGGACGAAUACAACAGAAGGACCCAACAAUGAACCUCUCAACCCGUACCGAGUCUUGCCCAAUAUCGAUACCAACAGGAAGUCAUCUACAGAAUUAUCUCCCCAUGAUCCGGAAUCCUCAAGGUCACCAGGCGACAAGUAUCACUCUCAUCAUUCACAGAAUGGCAAACCAUAUAAUACCACUUCAACAAAAGGAAACGUGGCAAGAUCUAAGAGAGAUGUGUCCGGCAACAGGGACAAUACAUUCGUAGCUGAUUCAAAGAAUAAACCAGCUGUGGUUUAUGCCAGUAAGGAAGAUGAGAAGCGAUAUAAUGCGAAACGUGGCCAUGAUUCGGGCGACGAUUACUCUGAUGAUGAGUAGAAGAUUCAAAAUAGCCUCACUCGGCGUUGUGUGACUUGCUUAAUAUGAUGAUAAUGUGCAUUCAAUAAAUCUGACUUAAUAGUA
Haliotis rufescens (red abalone) is the source of this 1766-nucleotide messenger RNA. Its product is annotated as serine/arginine repetitive matrix protein 1-like. The record is from RefSeq and is a predicted model, not a curated record. The transcript has 5 exons. Bases 837 to 1682 code for a protein of 281 amino acids. NCBI's taxonomy places the organism in Eukaryota, Metazoa, Mollusca, Gastropoda, Lepetellida, Haliotidae.